ACAGUAACUGUGGACGAUUCCGAACCACAGUUUUUGUCUUUUUCUUAAAAAAAAACAGAGAGAAGAGAAUGGAGAUGGAGCCAACUGAGGGUCCUUAUGAGUACUAUGACUACGAGGAUACAGAAAACUCCAGCAUGUGUGACUACUCCGAGUGGACGCCGUCAUACUCCGUCAUCCCGGUGCUGUACAUGCUUAUUUUCAUCCUCGGCCUGUCUGGAAAUGGGGUUGUCAUCUUCACCGUGUGGAGAGCCCAGGGUAAGAGGCGAGCUGCUGACGUCUACAUCGGCAACCUGGCCCUGGCCGACCUCACCUUUGUGGUCACUCUGCCUCUGUGGGCCGUUUACACAGCCAUGGGCUACCACUGGCCCUUUGGAGUGGCCCUCUGUAAGAUCAGCAGUUACGUGGUCCUGCUCAACAUGUACGCCAGCGUCUUCUGCCUCACCUGCAUGAGCUUCGACCGCUACCUGGCCAUCGUCCACUCGCUGUCCAGCACCCAGCUGCGCACCCGCGGCCACACGCAAGCCUGCCUGACAGCCAUCUGGCUGCUGUCUGGUCUCCUGGCCGCCCCGACUCUGAUUUUCCGCACCACCAAAUAUGAUCCAACCAGCAACCGCACAUCCUGCGCCAUGGACUUCAGCCUGGUGUUGACCAACAAGAGCCAACAAAAGCAAGAGAAUCUGUGGAUCGCUGGUCUCAGCAUCUCCUCCUCAGUCCUGGGCUUUCUCCUACCUUUCUUGGCGAUGAUGGUGUGCUAUGGCUUCAUUGGCUGCACCGUCACACGCCACUUCAACACUCUGCGCAAAGAGGACCAGCGUAAGAGGAGGCUGCUGAAGAUCAUCACCACGCUGGUGGUGGUGUUUGCCGCCUGCUGGAUGCCCUUCCACAUCGUGAAGAGUGCUGACGCCCUCUCCUACCUGGACCUGUUUCCAGACACCUGUGCCUUCCUUCGCUUCCUGCUGCUGGCCCACCCGUACGCCACCUGCCUGGCAUACGUCAACAGCUGCCUCAACCCCUUCCUCUACGCCUUCUUCGACCUACGCUUCAGAUCCCAGUGUCUGUGCCUGCUCAACCUGAAGAAGUCAUUGCAUGCAAGCCCCGCCAGCUCCCUGUCCUCUCAGAAGACAGAGGCUCAGUCUCUGGCCACGAAGGUGUGACGACAGCUGAGGGCCCAGAUGCAUGCUGGGAAAGAGGUGAACAAUGCAGAACAAUGCAGGUAAAUCAAAUCUUAACAGCGCUGGGUGCUUUCCCGCUGAUGGGCAGUCACAGGGUGCCACCUUUGCUCCUCUCCAACUCUGUGGACCACUGAAGACGCCAGUCCGGCUCGUGGUUUUGGGGUCUGACCACACUCAAGCCUCACUUUCAGUAGCAGGGCAGCAAAAAUGAACUUCUUAAUACAAGGGGCCAAGCAUGAACCCGAGGU
Chelmon rostratus (copperband butterflyfish) is the source of this 1420-nucleotide messenger RNA. Its product is annotated as apelin receptor B-like. The record is from RefSeq and is a predicted model, not a curated record. Gene Ontology annotation, cellular component: membrane. Gene Ontology annotation, biological process: immune response; G protein-coupled receptor signaling pathway. Gene Ontology annotation, molecular function: G protein-coupled receptor activity. Lineage: Eukaryota; Metazoa; Chordata; Actinopteri; Chaetodontiformes; Chaetodontidae. The transcript has a single exon. Bases 69 to 1154 code for a protein of 361 amino acids.